Molecule: messenger RNA, 351 nt
Organism: Paracoccidioides brasiliensis Pb18
Exons: 3
Coding region: 1-351 (116 amino acids)
Source: RefSeq, a predicted model, not a curated record
AUGGGCGCUACCAGAAGAAUAAAAACCAAGCGGCGGACAAGAGACUAUGACCAAGUCUGCGCAGACAUUGGCUCCUCCAAACAUCUUACCCAAUACAAGCGAACCAAAACCGCAGAGGACCUUCCGGGUCUAGGCAGGCAUUACUGCGUCGAGUGUGCGAAGUGGUUUGAAAGUGAUUACAAUCUGGUGGCUCAUCGGAGGGGGAAGAAUCACAAGCGAAGGCUCCGUAUCUUGAAGGAAGAACCACAUUCGCAGAAGAUUGCGGAAGCUGCUAUUGGAUUGGGGACGGAUAAUUGGACGCGGGAGGGGAAUGCUAAGGAGGACAAUGUGGAUGCGGAGAUUGUCGAAUGA